Molecule: messenger RNA, 3675 nt
Organism: Fusarium proliferatum ET1
Lineage: Eukaryota; Fungi; Ascomycota; Sordariomycetes; Hypocreales; Nectriaceae
Exons: 4
Coding region: 1-3675 (1224 amino acids)
Molecular function (GO): protein binding
Source: RefSeq, a predicted model, not a curated record
AUGGACCGAGCUCGGAAAAAGGAUGCCAUAGAGGCAGAAUGGCUGCGGAACUACCAAUUGAUUCGGAACUUAUACCUCUCAGAUAUGUCUCUCAAUGAUCUCGUCUACUGGUUGGGUAUCUUUGAAAAUUUCACUGUCACGAAAUCCCAACUUGAGUACCGAUUGAAAAAGUGGAAUAUUUCGAAAAACAUCGACCGUGACACAUGGAGGUAUAUUGACCAAACGAUCAAUAAAAGGAAGAGGGAAGGCAACGAGAGCGACGUUAUUUUAUGCGGUAAGCGAGUAAAGCAAUCCACCAUCGAAAAAGAAACAAAUCGCCACCGCGACAUAAGUAUGCCGGCGCAAAACCUCUCUGGAAGCUGUGUUCAGUCCACUACAUUAUCGGAUCAGAUAAUUAUUUGUACGCCCCAACCAUACCUUAACGAGAUUGAGUGGCCAACGACGCUGCCAUGGUUCAAGUUCCGAUCCAAGUUGCAAGAAUGGUUGAGCUAUAUUCAGUUACACAGAACGACGAGCGAGCCAGGAGGGCUAGUAAUGAAUCUUCUUCUUACAUCGAGGAUAUUGCUGGUUGGCUACAAAUUCGACCAAAGUCAGCUAAGCCACCUCGUCCCCAAGUUGGCUAUGACCCUUGUUCUGGGAAUGCCGGAAUACCUCCCUGGCGAACACCUGCAGACCGCUCAAAUUAUCGCGACCGGCACCCCACAGGUCAUGAUGCCUGAGUGCCUGAAACUCAUUUUCUAUAAAGUCUCCAACAACAUGGUCUCAGAAUGGGGGGCAGAUGACUUUGAGAAUCUCUACACUCUCAUCUCCAGGACUGGGCUCUUGAGUGCCAUAGACAGUCUAAGGAGAGCCCGACAACAGGAUCUGACGAUCAGAGCAUUUAUGGAUAAUCUUUUCAGGUGCCUCAUCAAGUUCAUCUGCUCUACAAAGAGCAUGGUGAAUAUGGAGAAUCCUAAGACUCUCGUCAAAUGGCUUCUUUCUUUGGGCCAAGACCCUAACAUCAACUUUUUUGCGCGCCCCUAUGUAAAGACAGCACUGGAGCGAGCGAUCGUUUCUAGACAGGUAGACAUAAUUGAACCGCUUCUGAAGGCCGGUGCCGUUGUUAGUAGGAAUUGGGGGAGUUCCAGUCCUCGGUCGGUUAUAAGCCUUGUACUGCGUGAUCGAAUUUAUGAUCACGAAGGAGCACACAUCAUCAGGCUCCUGUCGGGCCACUACAAGUUUUUAACUGCAAAGGAAGUUCUUCAAGCGGCCAUUCUACUACAGGAUGAACGCCUUUUCGAUCAGGCUUUAGGCAUUGGCGCCGAUAUCUCGCUUCCUAUCGAAACGCGGAAAGACGACGACCCAAUACCUACGAUGUUGGACAUCGUCAAGGAGGAGACGGCUUUAAGCACGGCUGCUACAGUCGGCAUUCAAGCAACAAGGAACAUAUUUCACCUUCUCCACCACCAAGAUGGGGCCGUCAAGGCGGCGUCAUUUAUCACGGCUGAUGUCUUCAUUUCAGCAGCAUAUGCCGGGGACGCUGAUGUUAUAUCGUUUCUCCAUGAAAUCAACCCUAUCGGUUUCAUGCGCAAUGCGCGUGGCAUAACACCUUUGGAAGUUGCUAUCAAGCAAGGUCAUCAGGAGGCUUACCAGUUACUGUUCAAGCUCUAUCGCCAAUCCAACGCCACUCUUCUCCUUAUUCCGAUAUUGACAGACCAACUCGACAUAUUACAAUACCUUCUGUCGAACGGGCUUGACGUCAAUCUUACGACGAAAUGGGAUGAUAUAGAUGCAUGCGAGUUCUUGGUGGAUAGUCGACUUCUGGGUUACAAUUUUCUAGUAUGCGAUCAAGACAAAUCCCCCACUGUUUUAGAAUUACUUCUCCGUGUUGUUUCGUUCAGCCAUCGCUGGAAUGAUGGGAUCAAAGUCCUUGUAAGAUCGGGAGCCUUUUUGCCUGCAGAAGCAAUUCUUCAAUUGUCAAGUGGAGGACACGACGACAUACUUUCUUCUGCUCUCGACGCGGGAGGCAACCCGAACAUAAAAGAUCCGAGCGGAGACAGCGUGCUCGCGUUGGCUCUGCGGAGCAAAAACACGAAAUGUGUCCAGAUACUUCUAGAAAGAGGCGCUGAAUUGCAAACAUUUACACCAGAAGUGUUUGAGGCCCUCGUGCCUGAUCAUAUAUGCAACAUUCGAGGACAGUACAGACAUUAUGACCCGCAUCUCAGAGCUCUCCUUUUGGAACACUGGGCGAGCAUUUUCAACACCGGAAACGACAGCGUGCUUGAAAUCGACGCUGCGAUUAUCGCACAGCAUAAUUCCCAGCUUCAAAGUACAUUUUCAGAAUUGCCAACAUACUACAGCCCAUCAAGCUUAUGCUGUGCUGUGCUAGUUGAGAACCACUGGGUCAUUGACUUUCUUCUCAAAAAUAAACCUCUUCAAGCACCUCAGGAUAUUUUAGAAGGAACCGCAGUUGGUUUGGCCGCGAUGUUAGGUAAUCUUCAUUUGGUACGAAGGCUUAUAGCGCAGCUUCAUAAACCAGAGACCGCGCUGCUUCCGUUUUCUGCCUGGGAUUCUCCCUUCUCUUUCUCUUCCUCUACAGGUCUUCUCAUGACUUCAUCACGCAUUUUCUGGCAUCAACGCCCGAGCGACUAUGAUAAAUUUGAUGGCCUUGAUGGUCUUUCUACGGGCAGUCCGCUGGCUUUAGCCGCAUUCUACCGAAGAACAGCUGGGUUUUUGGAGCUAUUAAGUCACGGUUAUCAGCCUGACGAUAUCACAUGGGCUAGGGCUUUUAGUUUGGAUACUCAUGAUUGUUUGAAGGCGCUCAUGGAUCACCACCUGGGGGCAGGGAGUCUUCAACUACCGCUAUUGACACUUUCGCGCUUCCUGGAAUAUGCAAUACAUCGUGGAAUGGAGAAAGCUGUCGUCUGGCUUAUUAAUUCAGGAGCGGAUAUUAACGAGAACGAUGUGUUUGGACGCAUGGGCCGCUCUCCUGUCCAACUUACUAUUGAACUGGGCCACCUGACAAUCGCUGAGAGCCUCCUGCGGUCUGGAGCAGAAGUCAAUGCAGCACCAUCUGUUUUUGAUGGUGUAACAGCUUUACAAUGUGCCGCUAUUGGGGGACAUAUUGGAUUGGCAAAGCAGUUGCUAGAUGCCGGUGCACGAGUCAACGCCAGGGGCAGCCGAAUGAAUGGCCGAACGGCCUUGGAAGGGGCUGCUGAGCGCGGGCGACUUGACAUGGUUGAACUCUUACUCUACCACGGUGCAAUUACCACGGGGUUAGGGAGAUUUCAGUUCCUUCGAGCUAUUCAUUUGGCAGAGCAAGAAGGACAUCAUGCUACAGCAUUAUUGUUACGGCAAUCGAGGGAGUGGACGGAUGAGGACACACACACAUAUGAUUCAAUGUGUCUGGGGUGCAGAUAUUACUUUUCCGAGCCGAGGCCGCGUGGUCAAAGGUGUCGUGCUUGUGACAACAAGUAUACGCAAGGGCGAUAUUGUUGUGACGAGAUCCACAUGCCAGAGGAUAACUGCUACCACUGUUACACUGCAGAUGAGGAGCUUCGUUUCGACCUUAAAUUGCAAGCAGACGAAAGUGAACCAGACAGGGAUGGAGAAUUGGAGGAAGGGAUAAAAUUAGCAGAUGAUGGUCGAUCUGAUACGAGUUCAGAGGAUACUGUUUCGCGCUACACUUAUCUUUAA